Messenger RNA from Cyclocybe aegerita, 4599 nucleotides. Lineage: Eukaryota; Fungi; Basidiomycota; Agaricomycetes; Agaricales; Hemipholiotaceae. The record is from the annotation of a GenBank genome assembly.
AUGGCUUCUCGCGACACGUCCGAUCCUUGGAAUGUCCCAACUAGAACGCCUGACAUCCUCUCCGAAGAUAGCACUCCUGACCAUGACGAUGAAGAAUUCACGUAUCCCACCGGCGACUAUUCUACCCAUAUGGAAGAACUCUUUGAAGAGGAUGGAGUAGCUGUCACGAAUGGGCAGGAUUCUGAAGAGGAGGAUGAUGAAGGCUUUCUCUACAAUGGUGUUGAUGCAGAUGCAUCAGUUGGCUAUCGAGAGCAGCUACGUGACGUCCUUGGCCAAGAUCAUGGAGACGAAUCCGAGUCCGACGUGCUAGAAGUCGAGAGGUCUUUGGUAUACCAGAACUCGCACGAAACAUCGGGCGUAGAAGAUGAAGUAUCUCAUUCUCUGGACGAGGAACUACUGGAGCACUCACCUGCUGCCUCUUCGACAUCUCCCAGGACGCCGGAAUCGCGUGUCUCAUCUCCUGACUCCAAAACUUCCCAGUUCAAGAUACCCCGACCAUUUCUCCACCCUACAGUAUCCCGGCUUCGCUCUUAUACCCCACAAUCAUCACGAGGGCCGUCUAAUGGAAGUUCAGUGACUUCUCACUCACAUUUCUUCGAUGGAGCGUCACCUUCACCUUCUAAUUUCUCUUCGCUAUCGCGAAUGUCUUCCUUGUCCAACCUGCGUGCCGCGUCUUCGAGCCAACCUGACGCGUCACAGAGUGGACAAACGGACAUUCCUACAGAGGUAUUCCGCUGGGCCGAUUUACACGGAAUUACGCAGACCAUGUAUUCCAAAGCUUCUCAAAAGGCGUCUGCGCUACUCGGUGCACCCGUUCUCGGCGCACCGACUGUCUUGGCUGCAAAUGGCCUGAUAUGUAUCGGCACUACCGAGGGGAGGGUGGUAGUUCAUGAUUUCAAUCAAACACUUCUCUGUGUCUGCGAUAGCAAGAUGCCAGGAUCUGCAGUCGGAGCCGUCACGGCACUUUCAUUGUCCCAUGACCACACCUUCGUGGCUUCGGGCCACUCGACAGGGUACAUCCAACUAUACAAUCUCAAGCACCCCCAUACGCCAAUACGCACAGUUGCGCCCACCACAUUGGCUACAGUGUCAUCAGGGAGAAAAGAAGGUCACUUGCAGGGCUCUCGAAUCGUAAGCAUUGGUUUUGUUGCAGGCCGUCACACCGCCCUUGUAUCGGCUGAUGACCAUGGACUCGCGUUCUUCCACUCCCUCGGCAAAGUGCUUUUUGUGGAAGCCUCCGACAUACUUCGCAUCCUUGGUCGAUAUCCUGAGCCUGCCUAUCCGGCUGCACCUCUGAAGACACCCUUGGUGUCUUCAUCGGUUCCUGCCUUUUCUCCAGCGACAGACGUUCCCCAGCCUCGACGGCCACGAUACACGGUGCUGUCGAUGGCUCCUCUUCCCUUAGGGACAGCCCCGCAUCCAACAGACAACUACCACGUGGUCGCCCUCUUGACCCCCACAAAACUUGUUGCUAUUGGUUUGAAACCGACACCAAGAACAUGGUUCAAGUGCCCCCGUGAAGGCAACGAAGGUGGCCAGUGGAAACCUCGUUCGAAAUGGCUCGGCUCUCUAGCCUGGUUUCCGAGCUUUCCACGAUCUUCUGCGACAACGAAGGACAGUCAGCCCGGCAAGAAUGAUCCUCGCAUCCUCUAUGAGAAUUUAUCCACCCCAGUCCUCGCGUUCUCUUGGGGUAGUUCUCUACACUUGAUCAAAGUUGUCGAAUCUCGCAGUAGGCAGGCUAUAAAGAACUCCAAGACAGGCAAGACAAGUGACAUCGAUGUUGGAGCCAUCACCUAUGAAAAGUCUGGAAAAUGGGUUGCUGACGACGACAUUCUGGCAAUGCAAUGGUUGAACCACAAUCAAAUCAUCGUUAUGACGCGUGGCACACUUGGAGUAUUUGAUUUAAGACUGUCGAAGCUUGUCGAACAGAUUAAACAUAACGGGCUAUCUCUGGCAUCUCCUAUUUCUCCGGCCGCAGGGUCAGGAGUUCCCGAUGUUGAAAGCGAUCUAGUUGCUCACAGUGUUCGUGUCUAUAAGAGCAAACUCUUUUUGCUGAAACGGCAACGACUGGUAGUUGGGACCCUCCUUACAUGGGCAGAUCGGAUCCUCUCUCUCGUUGAAGAAGGCGACUUCCUCCAGGCCAUCGAUCUCACUCGUUCUUAUUAUGUUGAUGAAGCUCUGGGCAAUCGGAACAACCUACCCGAUGACCUUGCAGAGAGAAAGGAGGUCAUUGGAGAAAAAAUGCGGCGACUCAUGGAUGCUUCAACUCAUUACGCGUUUUCUGAGGAGAGAAUGGCAGAUGCAACACACGUCACUCCAGACAAUAGGGGCGUAGAUCGCACGUCUCUAUUUGAAGGCCUCGUUUCUGUGUGUGCGCGAGCAUCCGUUGCGCUGGAUGACUUCGAAUUUUUCUUCGAAGACCUCUUCCAACGUUAUGAAGAUGCUGGGAUCACCUCAAUUUACCUCCGUCAGCUAGAGCCCUUCGUUCUGGAUAACGAAAUCCGCUAUGUACCACCACGCAUUACUCAAAGACUCGUUGCAUUGCACGAGCAGGAUGGACGACCAGAGCUCGCAGAGCGUAUUAUUUGGCACAUGGAUCCCGCCUGUCUCGACCUUAAUCAGGCUAUACAACUCUGCCAACAAUAUCAUCUGUACGACGCCCUUAUCUACAUCUAUACUCGUGCCAUGCGCGACUACGUCGCACCUGUCGUGGAACUCCUCAGCCUCAUUCGCAAGGUUCAACACUUCCGAAAAUCACGGGUAGAGUUUUUAAACAAGACGGGCUCGGUCAUGUAUGCGGACGCGACCAUGGAAUCUAUCAUCGUCAACGCCUACAAGGUCUACCCAUAUCUCGCCAAUGUCCUCUCAGGUCUCACUUAUCCUAGCGAGGAACCCCUCGAUCUAGAAGAAGCUCUUCAAGCCAAGAAAGACAUUUACACUUUCCUCUUCUUUGGCCGUUCCAGUGUAUGGCCUCCAGGAGAAGGUGGCAAACUUAUUCUGACAUCGGAUGAAGAUGGUGGUGUGGAGCCAACAUAUCCAUACGCUCGUCAGCUCCUCCUAUUCGACUCUGAAUCUUUCCUGCACACCCUGGACAUUGCUUUUGAAGAUGCUUAUCUCAAUGACGAAUCUCAAUCAAUCAAUCGCUUGAUCAUUGUGCGAAUCGUCCUUGAAAUCAUGGCCUCAGGACAAUUGCCACAAGAAGACGCGACAAUGGUCAACAUAUUCGUUGCACGCAAUGUUCCCAAGUAUCCCCAAUUCCUCCAGAUCGCUCCCAGCAGUCUCCAUACCAUCCUCAUUGGACUCGCCGAAGAUAUUGAUCCGCGAACUCGUGAAGACCGACAAUUGGCUGCGGAAUACCUUCUCUCUGUAUACAAUCCCCAUGACAGCGAGCGAGUCCUUGAACUAUUCGAACAUGCUGGCUUCUACAGAAUCUUACGUUCCUGGCAUUAUCAUGAGCGACGAUGGGCCAAACUGCUUUCUACGUACAUCGUCGAUCCCGAUAUAACAUCCUUGGACAUCCUGAACAAAGUCGACGAAGUUCUUACUGCUGCUUUACGCUCGAACAGGGGUACUAUUCCUUCUGACCUGGCUCAUGUCGUUUUACGCUCUCUCCCCCGACUCUUGCGAGCGGAUGUGGCAGCUACCGCCUUGUUGAUCGACAAAACCCUUCCGACCAUGCACGAAGAAGCAUUGGAAGCCCUCGGAAGCGGCGACGAAGCUGACAAGGCCCGCUACGAAUAUCUCCACGUUCUUCUAGGACUCCAGUCAACGGAUGAAGACGAUAACGAUGCUGUUGGGACUCCUAGUCCGUCAGAGAAAGUGUCUCCACAACUGCGCCAGCUCUUCUUUUCACUUCUCUGCAAGUUCCAUCCCGAUGGUGUGAUCCCGACACUGCUUUAUCUUCCUCAGCAGACAUUUGUAUUGCAGAGUAUUGCGGAUACUUGCGAAGCCUACGAGGUUUACGAUGCCGUGAUAUGGGCAACUAACUGGCAAGGGGACCCUCAGAAUGCUCUGGAGAAAGCGGAUGCUUUCCAGAAAGAGAUCACGCGCAGGAUAGUCCCCUUCUUUGAGAGCGCGGACAAGCAGCCAGUGGACCUUGAUCAAGAGCUCCGGACGUUGGAAGCUAUGGCCCGCAUCAGCCGUGGUAUUUGCUUAGAACGUUCUCAGGGGUCAGCCAUGGACAUUCCACUGGAAGACAUGUGGUUCAAGUUGCUGAAUAGUCAAAUCCAUACUGUCCAAAGCGUAUCUGCCUUGGUGGCACAGGAGAAAGCGACUGACGCCGCUGGGCAGGUUUCCAGGAUCCUGGAGUCAUUGCGUUCUCUCGUCCAGGCAACUUUUGGCGCCCUUGUCUCAAUCACAUCUACGAGGACCAUUUCAUUCCCUCGACUCUUCAAACGCUUGGUCAAUUCAGCCCCCGCCACCGCUUCUCAAUACACGGAAUUUAGGACGAUACUGACUGGAAUGCUCGAGUCUUAUCAUUCCGACGAAGACCUCCUCAGCAUCCUGAAGCACCUUGUGGAGAGAGAUUUAUUUGAUGCGGUUCAGCAAGUCACAAGGGAAAGGUCCUGUGGCUGGGUAGCUUCGCAAGGAAGAUUGUAA